This is a messenger RNA of Frankliniella occidentalis (western flower thrips), 2265 nucleotides long. Its product is annotated as xaa-Pro dipeptidase. Lineage: Eukaryota; Metazoa; Arthropoda; Insecta; Thysanoptera; Thripidae. The record is from RefSeq and is a predicted model, not a curated record. Gene Ontology annotation, molecular function: manganese ion binding; metalloaminopeptidase activity. The transcript is spliced from 13 exons. The coding region runs from base 348 to 2081 and encodes 577 amino acids.
UCUGAGGCACCGUGGGAAGGAAGGGCUGUCCACCGAAACGAUAGUAGAGUGUGACAGUUCAGUGAGUAACCAAGGCUUUCCGCCUCAGUUCGUUAUCGGCGCUCAGUACUGGAACGGAAAAUUACUCUCCCGACGGAAAAUUUUACCAUUUAGACGAGAGCCGAACCAAAAUCGCCCAAUUACUCUUUCUCCCUCGGCUUUGAAAAAGGCGCGCGGUGGCUCAGAAGCAGCCAGUAGCCAACCCCCAGUCGCGGAGAUCAGCUGACCGCACCGACAACAACACGGCACUGUCACAUACUCCCCGCCGUUGUACAUUUUCUUCUCUUUUAAGUUCGUCCACGUUAAGAAUGUCUACAAAUGGAGCACAGCGCGCACUGCUCAUGGGAGUUCGGCGCACAUUUGGACGGUCGUGGGUGCGCGGAGUGCGCAGUGGCGGCGGCGGGACAGGGCCGGGGGCGGCGCGUCCGGGGGCGGCGGUGGCGGGAGCGGCCGUGCUGCUGACCGGGCUAGGACCGCCGCCGCGGGGGCCGCUGUGCACCUCACCCCCGCCCGUGUGGGGCCUCCGGCGACAUAGGUCCUCGCCCGGGUACUCUAUGGGCCCGCACACGCUGCGCGUGCCCAUGGAGCUGUUCGCGCUGAACCGGCGCCGCUUGUGCGAGGCGCUGCGGCCGCGCGUCCCGGACGGCGCCGUGGUGCUGCUGCAGGGCGGCGACGAGGUGCCGCUCUACUGCACGGACGUCAGCUACAACGAGUUCAAGCAGGAGGCGUUCUUCCAGUGGCUGUGCGGCGUGCAGGAGGUGGGGUGCUUCGUGGCGCUCCGGGUGAGCGACGGCCGCUGCGUCGUGUUCGUGCCGCGGCUCCCCGCCGAGUACGCCGUGUGGAUGGGCAAACUGCGCACCCUGGAGGAGUUCAAGAGCAAGUACGCCGUCGAGGAGACCGCCUUCGUGGACGAGAUCCCGGCCGUCCUGCAGAGUCUGGGAGCCACCGAGCUGCUCGUCUUGCGCGGCGUCAACUCGGAUAGCGGACUGACUUGCAAAGCGGCAUCCUUCGAUGGAAUAGACAAGUUCAAGGUCGACUAUUCAACGCUUCACCCCAUCAUCUCAGAAUGCCGCGUCAUCAAGACCCCCCUGGAGCUGGAGGUGAUCCGGUACGUGGUGCGCGUGUCGUCGGAGGCGCACGUGCGCGUCAUGAAGAGCGUGGUGCCGGGCAUGAUGGAGUACCAGGCCGAGGCCGUGUUCCGGCACUACGUGUACCAGCACGGCGGCUGCCGCCACGUGUCCUACACCUGCAUCUGCUGCUCGGGCAACAACGGCGCCGUGCUGCACUACGGCCACGGCGGCGCCCCCAACGACUGCGGCGUCAUGGACGGCGACAUGUGCCUGUUUGACAUGGGCGCCAACUACUACGGCUACGCCUCCGACAUCACCUGCUCCUUCCCCGUCAACGGCAAGUUCACCGCGGACCAGCGCCUCAUCUACAACGCCGUGCUCAAGGCCAACCUGGCCGUCAUGAACGCCGCCAAGCCCGGUGUGUCCUGGGUGGACAUGCACCGCCUCGCCAACCGAGUCAUGCUGGGCGAGAUGGCCGCCGGAGGGCUGCUCAAAGGCGACGUGGACGACAUGCUGAAGGCUGGACUGGGCGCUGUCUUCCAGCCGCACGGCCUGGGCCACUUCAUGGGGCUGGACGUGCACGACGUGGGUGGCUACCUGGACAAGGACCCGCCCAGGCCCACCGAGCCGGGCGUCAGCAAGCUGCGCACGGCCCGCGUCCUGCAGCCCGGCAUGGUGCUCACCAUCGAGCCCGGCUGCUACUUCGUGGACCACCUCCUGGACGCCGCGCUGGCCGACCCCGUCAAGUCCAAAUUCCUAGUCGCCGAUCAGAUUGCGCGCUUCCGAAACUUUGGUGGUGUGCGCAUCGAGGAUGACGUCCUCAUCACGGAGACGGGCUGCGAGGACCUCACCAAGGUGCCCCGCUCGGUGGAGGAGAUUGAGAAAACUAUGAAGGAGAAGGAGGGUGGCGUCGAGAUUCCCUCGCACAUCACCAAAGUCAAGCAUGGACUCCCCUCCAACUGGCACCACUGAGACCCCGGCACUUGCUGCGCGCUCAUUCGAGCACCCUGUACUGAAACUGUUGGCUCUUUUACAGCCUUUGUGUAUAAAUCAGAAAAAAGUCAUUACUGAUGAUCGUAUUAUUUUUGUAUGAAUAUUACUUGUUAAGGCUCAUGCUGUUAUUUACAUGGAAUAAAUAAGCCACUGUGAUUUUUAA